Molecule: messenger RNA, 774 nt
Organism: Lecanosticta acicola
Lineage: Eukaryota; Fungi; Ascomycota; Dothideomycetes; Mycosphaerellales; Mycosphaerellaceae
Source: the annotation of a GenBank genome assembly
AUGGUGAAGUUCUACAGCACCGACUACUCCUACGACUACGGGUUUUCCGCCGUCUCCUUGGCCUAUUUUCUGCGAUAUCCAAACCCUUACAGCAAGCAUGUCUCAUCGACCGACACCAUCGACAGAAAUUUUGAUCCUCAGACCCAACGCUUGACGACCGUUCGCCUGCAUUUGAAGCGAAGCCGCUUGCCACCGGCCGUGCUGAAGCUCCUCCCCAGGAGCUCUCUUGGAGCUGGCGAGGAUGGCAGCACGCAGAGCUUCAUCCUGGAGAAAAGCGUUAUUGAUGUAAAGGAAGGUUGGAUGGAGACAGAAAGUCGCAAUCUUGACUGGAACAACGUGCUGUCGGUCAUUGAGAGACACACCUAUCGCAAGCCGGCCUUAGCCGCAGACUCUGGAGCGGAGAUGGUCUCGCCAUCCAGAACACCACCAAAGGACGAAGACCGUACCGAUGUAUCAGUCAGCGUGACGCUCAAGAGUAGGAUUGGAGAGCAGAUUCGCAAGCGACGCCAGAGAUGGGGCCAGCAAGCUACGGCCACCUCGGUUGUUGACGCUGGAGGGCCGUCGGCCACGGAUGAAGAGCCAGUGAGACAAGGAUGGUUCAACAGCUGGACAUCUGGCGCUAUGCGCUCCGCAAUCGAAAGUAUCAGCCUUCAGCGGACGGAGAAGAGCCAGCCAAAGGCGCGCAAGGGCAUGUCCGUUGUCCUCGCGCGCUUGCAGAAUGGAGGACUGCAAGAAGUUUUGGAGGGGAUGCGUCAGGAUAGAGAACUGGCAUAG